Molecule: messenger RNA, 3679 nt
Organism: Stegodyphus dumicola
Lineage: Eukaryota; Metazoa; Arthropoda; Arachnida; Araneae; Eresidae
Product: solute carrier family 41 member 1-like
Biological process (GO): monoatomic cation transport
Cellular component (GO): plasma membrane
Molecular function (GO): monoatomic cation transmembrane transporter activity
Source: RefSeq, a predicted model, not a curated record
AAAAUAUGUUUUUGUAUGAAUUCUGAAUAUAAUCUAAUAGUCAAAUGAUUGUGUUUAUAUGGUCAAUAGAUGUCGACUUCAAUAGGCGGUUUGGCUUAAUGCCACAUAGGUUCUUCAAGUAAAAACUAUAAUAGAGUUUCCGCACAAGGGAAAUCAUGAAUGAAGCUCCAUAGGGGGAAGAAUAAAUGAGGCAUUUUUAUCUUUGUAGUGACGCUGAAUCGGCCAAUAAAUAUGCAAGAAUGUCCCUAGCGAAUGGAAAUUCGGGUAGAAGAGAAGUACAUCUGAUGAAUGUUUACGUGGAAUUCUCUUCAAGAGCAGAUAUCGGCAUAAAAAGCUAGAUGGCAAUUUUGUUGGACAUUCGGCGCACGGAGCCAAUGGUCGAGCUCAAUCAAUCUGAAUCAUCGGUCAACCUAACAUCCUAUGCUCACGAGCCUGUGUCUUUCGGCAACCCAACAUUUCAAGAUGAUUGUGAGCAAGGUGGCAAUUAUUCCCCGACAUCUCCAACUGUCACAUUAUUGCUCCAAAACCUCGAUAACUUUUCUACGCCAACGAACAAUAACGACAACUCCCUCAGUGACCAGAACAGUUCGAAAAGCGGACUGAAACCUUCAGAUUCAGGGAUCCUCAUCUGUGUGGCAUCCAACAACUGCCCUAAUGACGAUUCCUCAUCUCUAGGAGAUAAAAGCUUGGACUCUGGUGUUUAUGAGGCCACGAUUGGAAAAAGUGCUCUCGAUAGUAUCGUCAAAGCCCAUCCUGGAGGGGAAGGAGACACGUGGCCUACUCUUCCAAAAGACAAAGAUCCAGAGCAGGGCAAGAAAGGCCACAGUACAUCUCCAGGUAAUGAGGAAAGCUUACUGGCCAUAUGUGUUCAAGUCUUCAUACCAUUCCUUAUUGCUGGAGCGGGAACCUGCGGAGCUGGUAUCGUCCUGGAUUAUGUGGAGAAAUGGGAGGUGUUUCAAAAAAUAACAGAGUUAUUCAUUCUUGUUCCAACUCUCCUCGGAUUGAAGGGAAAUCUCGAAAUGACCUUGGCAUCUAGAGUAUCAACUCAGGCCAAUCUAGGCAAGCUGAAUUCUUUUAAAGAACAAUGGCAAAUGUGUUGGGGCAAUAUGGCUUUGAUACAGUGCCAAGCGACUGUGAUGGGAUUACUCGCUGCCACCUUUGCAACCAUCAUGAGCAUUGCCAAUGGUGGGUUCAACAUCCACCAUGCCCUCCUGCUGAGUGCCAGUUCGCUUUUCACUGCAUCAUUAGCCAGUUUGGUCUUGGGAGCAAUCACUUUAGCUGUAGUUGUGGUGUCACAUAAGUGCAACAUCAAUCCAGAUAAUGUCGCCACUCCGAUCGCUGCCUCCCUAGGCGAUGUAACCACGCUGGCUCUCUUAGCCGCCAUUAGCGGCUACCUUUAUCAGUUACCAGAUAAGAUAAUUGCUCCUGUGGGGGUAGUGAGCCUUUUUUUGGUAUUUGUACCGGUUUGGGCUUACCUUUCCUACAAGAACCCAUUUGUUAAACAAGUUUUAUACUCUGGUUGGGUACCUGUGAUCCUAGCGGUUGUCAUUACAAGUGUGGGUGGUUAUAUUCUAGAAUUUUCAGUCACACAGUUCAAAGGAUUUGCCAUUUUUCAACCAGUCAUCAACGGUGUUGCUGGCAACCUGGUAGCCGUCCAAGCUAGUCGAAUAUCCACUUAUUUCCACCGAAAUAGUGAAAAGCCUGGCUCUCGUCCACCAGAUGGGUCUUCCUUGUGUGUUUCCCCAUUCACCGCAUUUUUUGGCAAAUCUGCCCACGCAAGAACAGCACGGAUUUUGAUGCUCAUGGUCAUUCCAGGCCAUCUGUUAUUUGGCUACGGCAUCACGCUAAUCAAAGGAGGGAACACGGUGCUCACGGCCACAUUUCUGCCCAUCUACCUCAUCUCAGCAUUCAUACAGAUAGCUUUGCUAUUAUAUAUAGCCCAGUGUCUCAUCCAGAUACUCUGGAGGUUCAAGAUAGACCCAGACAACUCUGCCAUUCCCCUUUUGACAGCUUUGGGAGACCUCAGCGGCAUGGCCUGCCUCACCAUUGCCUUCUUGAUUCACCACAGUCUUUUCUUGUCUUGAAUACAGAAAAAAACGUUCUUCAUACUGGUGUUGUCUCUCGAAACUUUUAAACAAUGCACAAUGGAUAUCGCUUUCAUUCCUCAAAUCAACAUAUCACUGAAAACAAAUUAAUUCCCGGUUUGUGGAAUAGGUCUACUUAAAUCACCUUUGUACUCGUGAAGAUCAAAGUAGUUUUUUAAAAAUUUUAAUGGCUUUAAAAAUAAUUUAAAAAAAUAUUAGAUUAUAACCAAAAUUUUUGUAAGGAGCAGGAAUCCUACUUUCUGAAUUCAUUUUAGCAUUCCAAUUUUAAAUUAAUAUUUAAUUAAAUUAUCCUCCCCUCUCUCGAUUGAAUUAUUAUGCAGAAAACUCAUGUUUCAAUCUUGCAUAUUCUCGUUUUUUAGUGUUGUGUUAAUAGCCCAGUGUUUACCUGAAAAGAAAAAAAUUACCUGAAAAAGAAAAAAAUUAAAGAAAGUUAAAAGAAAAAAUUUACUUGAAGAAAAAAUUACCUGAAUUACUUGAAAAAGAAAAAAAUUAAAGUUAAAAGAAAAAAUUUACCUGAAAAAGCCCGAUGUCUACCUGAAAAGAAUUAUUAAUGGCUUAUAUCAUGGCUAUUUAAAUAUUUACUAAGCAUAAAUUUCUGUAGAUUUAAUGAGAUAUGAGUAUUUGCAAAUCUACAAACCUUCGAACAAUGGAAGCCUCACAAUUGCCUUUUAAAUAUAUCAGUUUUUAAAGAAUAUUUUAAAACAUUUUAACAUUAUGGGUUAGAUUCUAUUUAUACUUACAUUUUUGUGGGUAUUAACGCUGUAAUGUUGCACGAAAGUAACGUUCAUUUACUUACAUUUGUUUCUUCAUACGCUUCUGUGCAAUGUCUGUUGUGCAUUGGCGCUAGCAUUAUUUAGUGAAAAUACCAGUGUUUUUUCAACUGUGAUAGUUAUCAGUAUAAUGUUUCCUUCUACACUUUUCUGGAACGGUACUGUGAAGACCAAUACUUAUUUUUCUCGAAUAAAUGAGCAGCUAAGCGAGUAUUUUAAGGAAAGAAUUAGCGUUAUAGAUUUUUAGAAAAAUGCAAGUGUACGAUAUGAAGUUAUAUGUAAAUUUUGGGGAUAUAGAUGUCAUUUAAGCAAAACAAGUGUGGACCAAGUUUUGUAAAGAGUUCAUGUUGGAUGGCUUAGAACUUAUAUUAUUGCCUAACUUUUGUACGUCGGACAUUGUAUCGUUGGACUGCAGUUAAUACGUAAGGCUCGAAGAAUGAUGUGAAAGAAAACCUGUUUUGAUGAAAUGAGCACUUUAUUGACAUGACAUAUCAAGCCGAAUAUUGGAAAAUUUAUAAAAUUAAAUCAGGAUAUUUUUUAAAUGAUGUGUUUAGUUUUUUUAUACAUCAAAAAGUGCCUAUAAUCAUGCAACUUGUUUCAUAAAGAACGCGUCAUCGGAAAGUCUAUUUUUGUGAAAUUAUUUUUUUAUCCAUUCCGAAUUCUGCAAUAUUUACAUUUCCAAAGGAAAUAAAACUGAAUUGUCAAAAUCUGGGCAUUUUAUACAUACGAUGGAAUGUAUUAUUGUAUUAAAGCGCCGUAUGGUGCUGAUGUAAUGUCAUGAAUAAAAGAAUGAACAAGCAAAAA